CAAACGACGGGAUCAUUUACCAAACUCACGGGUCUUGGGAAACUAUAAAAUUCCCAUCUAAAGAAUCAUAAAAAGGAUUAGAUUAAGUUCUUGUUUACAUCUCAAAAUACCUGUUACCAUACAUACAAGUAAAGGACUGCGUACUGCGCCUCGCGCCCUCAUGACAAUCUAAAGAUGCCAGGGAGACGGCAGCCACAAGGAUCGAGAUCAUCAGACCUAUCACACGAACACAAUAGGGCAGUAGGAUCAGCAGUGAUGUCAUACACCGCAGCCUCCGUCUACUCCAAACACCCAGCCGUGCUACGGAAGCCGUUUUAUAAACACGACGGCGCCGGCACUUGAUGUUAGCUAGAUCUCGCGCGGGAAGACUAAAGUAAUGUAACAUUGAUUGCCGUUGCCUCUAAGGAGAAUAUAACCAUUUAUCGCAAGCGUCAAACAUCGCAGCUUGAGCGAUACCCCUAAGCGAUUUACAGAGCGAGAUAUAGCGAUUAUUGAGAAGUAAGACUCACCAAAAGAGCAAGGAAUUUAUUCUUCAUUUUACACCGUAAUAUAUCGAUAAAGAACCCCUAAUAACGCCCCUCCGAAACCAUGGGCCACCCAUUCCACCCCGACGACUUCCCCCUCAACACCGACGUCGUGCUGCAGCCGACACGCAUCUUCUACCUAAAGGGCUGCAUCCACUUCAAAACAACAGCCCAAAUCACCGAGCUCUCAGGACGGGUACAGUCUCCCUUCAUCGGGGAUUUCAGCCACGCCUUCCUCGACGAAGCCGAGCAAGUAGCGCAAAAGCUAUCCUCGUCCUCCUCGCCACCAACAUACGAGAUCAAAUCAAGCGGGAACAUGAUGCGAACACUGAAAACAAUCACGGACGGUUCGUCAGGGGAGCGCAUAUGCGAUCUCAACAUCACAUUCGUAUCCUUCGACUCCAGCACGGUGCGGUUCCCAAAAGACAGCGCGCACUCGCGACACCAAAUCGAGUUGUGUCCUGUCGGCGGGCGCUCCGCCGGCGAGGACAGCAAGCACGAGGCCUUUGUCAAGAACAGCAUCCCGUAUUUCUGGGACAUGACCCGCGGGCGCGUCGGCAUUCUGUACAAGUGCCUUAACCAGAAGCGCGUCGAGAUCGGCCGCGUCGCCGGGUACGGGUUUGAUAAAGAUGCCGUGCUUGUGCUUAAUGGGAACGAGCUGGAUGAUGUUGUGGCGAUUUCGACUUGUAUUAUUUUGCUUAAUGGGAGGGAUGCUAUGGAUGCUUAGAGCGGGGGGUGUUAUGGGACGAGAUGAGGUGAAAUGAUUGAUGAAUAGGUAGCGAUGAUGAUUCUGCACUCAGGGAAGAGAUUCGAGGGUUGUUUAAUUUGCUUGGUUGU
Annulohypoxylon maeteangense is the source of this 1361-nucleotide messenger RNA. RefSeq lists its product as uncharacterized. Bases 589 to 1251 code for a protein of 220 amino acids. Lineage: Eukaryota; Fungi; Ascomycota; Sordariomycetes; Xylariales; Hypoxylaceae. The record is from RefSeq and is a predicted model, not a curated record. The transcript is spliced from 2 exons.